This is a messenger RNA of Hordeum vulgare subsp. vulgare (domesticated barley), 966 nucleotides long. Its product is annotated as aspartyl protease family protein At5g10770-like. The transcript has a single exon. Bases 25 to 966 code for a protein of 313 amino acids. Gene Ontology annotation, molecular function: aspartic-type endopeptidase activity. Gene Ontology annotation, biological process: proteolysis. The record is from RefSeq and is a predicted model, not a curated record. Lineage: Eukaryota; Viridiplantae; Streptophyta; Magnoliopsida; Poales; Poaceae.
UUCGAGCACCUGAACAGCACCGCCAUGCACCUCCCGCUGCACCACUCGCGGGGCCCCUGCUCGUCGGUGUCAGUCCCGUCGGACCUCCCCUUCUCGGCGGUGCUCACCCACGACGACGCCCGCAUCGCGUUCCUGGCCACGCGCCUCGCCAAGGCGGCGCCGGCGUCGUCCUCGGCGCGCGCCACGGUGAUGGUGGCCUCGCUCUACCAGGCGAACGACGACACCGCCGUCGACGGCUCCCUCGCGUCGGUGCCGCUGACGCCGGGCACGUCGUACGGCGUGGACAACUACGUGACCCGCAUGGGCCUCGGCACCCCGGCCAAGCCCUACAUCAUGGUGGUGGACACGGGCUCCUCCCUCACCUGGCUCCAGUGCUCCCCCUGCCGGGUGUCGUGCCACCAGCAGUCCGGCCCGGUGUUCGACCCCAAGACGUCAAGCUCCUACGCCGUCGUCUCCUGCUCCACGCCGCAGUGCAACGACCUCUCCACCGCCACGCUCAACCCGGCCGCCUGCUUCUCCUCCGACGUCUGCAUCUACCAGGCCAGCUACGGCGACAGCUCCUUCUCCGUCGGCUACCUCAGCAAGGACACCGUCUCCUUCGGCUCCAACAGCGUGCCCAACUUCUACUACGGGUGCGGGCAGGACAACGAGGGCCUCUUCGGCCGCUCCGCCGGCCUCAUGGGCCUGGCACGCAACAAGCUCUCGCUGCUCUACCAGCUCGCGCCCACCCUCGGCUACUCCUUCUCCUACUGCCUCCCCUCCUCCUCCUCCUCCGGCUACCUCUCCAUCGGCUCCUACAACCCGGGCCAGUACUCCUACACGCCCAUGGUGUUCAGCACGCUCGGCGACUCUCUCUACUUCAUCAAGCUCUCCGGGAUGACCGUCGCCGGGAAGCCGCUGGCCGUGUCAUCCUCCGAAUACUCCAGCCUGCCCACCAUCAUCGACUCCCUCAUGCACCAUCGAUGA